CACCAUUCGACCUUGAAAGUAGCAAGUUUUUCUCCCGUUUAUGUAUGCCUUUCUACUCUGUAAGGGUCGGACGGUCGACUGGCGUUUUCAGUGAAUGGUUAGGUUGGGUCUGUUAUACUACGGUUACAGGUCUGAAUGUGAAUCAAUGGUAAAAGGAUUUGCAGGUGCUCAGUUUAAAAAGUUUCGCACGUUUGCCGAAGCGGAAAGGUUCUGCAGAAGCACGGAAUGCAAAACUCCGGCUAAACAACCCACUUUAAUCGCACCAACUUCUGAUCGACCACACGUGUUUACGGAUGGCGCGUGCAUCGGUCCGAGUGACAACAGACAAGCGGGAUAUGGGGUAUACUGGGGCCCAGGUCACCCCCGCAACCUUUCCAAGAGACUUGGCGGUGAACAGACCAACAACCGUGCUGAAAUUGAGGCUGCAAUCGCUGCUGCCAAACAGGCAAAAAGUGAGGGACUUUCCCGGAUCGCCAUCGUCACUGACAGCAAGUUUACCCAAAUGUGCGCAACUGAGUGGGGACCUGUUUGGGAGAAGAAUGGCUGGAAGUUGGCUGAUGGCAAGCCGGUUAAGCUACAUGAACCCGUGAGGCGCCUGCUGAAAUACACUAGAGAUUCUGGUGUUGACGUAGAAUGGUUGUACGUUCCCGGUCAUUCGGGUGUCGAGGGGAACGAAGCAGCGGACCGAUUGGCCAACGAAGGGGCCAAAAAACCUCGUUAUACAGAAUAG
This is a messenger RNA of Dicrocoelium dendriticum, 730 nucleotides long. NCBI's taxonomy places the organism in Eukaryota, Metazoa, Platyhelminthes, Trematoda, Plagiorchiida, Dicrocoeliidae. The record is from the annotation of a GenBank genome assembly.